CUGGUCUCAAAGGUUAAACAUUAAAAUGGAAUCUUGUGUCAACUUUGCAUGCUAAUUGUCUUAUUUCAGAUUUUGUCCGAAAGAUUUGAAUUUGUUAAAAAAGUUUAAAUCUCUUAAAAACGGUCUUGUAUUUCUCAGCUGGAGCACCUUAUGGUGGACAGCAACAACCACCACCGUCAAAUCACAUUGUGAUGUCACUUCCACCACCACCUAAGCCUCCAUCUCCACCACCACCACCACCACCCCCACCGCCUUUCAUGAGCAGCAGCGACGGCUCUGAGUACUCGGGUCUUCCAAUUCGUCCUCCACCAUCUCCAGGCCUUGUGUUAGGCUUCUCAAAAAGCACAUUCACUUACGAGGAGCUAGCAAGAGCCACCAAUGGCUUCUCUGAGGCUAAUUUGCUAGGACAAGGCGGGUUCGGUUACGUGCACAAAGGUAUAUUACCUGGUGGGAAAGUAGUUGCUGUGAAACAGUUGAAAGUUGGGAGUGGUCAGGGAGAGAGAGAGUUUCAGGCUGAGGUUGAGAUCAUUAGCAGAAUUCACCACAGGCAUUUGGUGUCUCUCGUCGGUUAUUGCAUCGCUGGUGCGAAAAGAUUGCUUGUCUAUGAGUAUGUUCCUAACAACAAUCUCCAGUUUCACCUCCAUGGGAAAGGACGGCCUACAAUGGAGUGGCGUACGAGGUUGAAGAUUGCUCUUGGAUCUGCUAAAGGACUUUCGUAUCUUCAUGAAGAUUGUAAUCCCAAGAUCAUUCACCGUGAUAUCAAGGCUGCAAACAUACUGAUGGAUUUCAAGUUUGAAGCUAAGGUUGCUGACUUUGGUCUUGCAAAGAUUGCUUCUGAUACAAACACUCAUGUAUCUACACGUGUGAUGGGAACCAUUGGGUACUUGGCUCCUGAAUACGCUGCAAGCGGGAAGCUCACUGAGAAGUCUGACGUUUUCUCAUUUGGUGUUGUGCUUUUGGAGCUCAUAACAGGGCGUCAACCUGUUGAUAAAAAAAAUGCCUAUGUUGAUGACAGCAUAGUUGACUGGGCACGACCAUUGCUUAACAGGGCAUCUGAGCAAGGAGACUUUGAGGGUUUGGCUGAUACAAAGAUGAAUAAUGAGUAUGACAGAGAGGAGAUGGCUCGUAUGGUUGCUUGUGCUGCUGCUUGUGUUCGCCAUUCAGCUAGCCGCAGACCUCGCAUGAGCCAGAUUGUACGUGCGUUAGAAGGAAACGUAUCACUGUCAGAUCUUAACGAAGGGGUGAGACCGGGUCACAGCAAUGUAUACAGCUCAUAUGGAGAAAGCACUGAUUAUGAGUCGAGCCAGUACAAUAAUGACAUGAAGAAGUUUAGGAAAAUGGGACCUGGAACUCAAGAGUACAACACGACCGGGGAGUAUAGUAAUCCAACCAGUGACUAUGGAUUGUACCCGUCUGGUUCGAGCAGUGAGGGCCAAACCACCCAUGAAAUGGAGUUGGGGAGGAUUAAAAAAACCGGUCAAGGUUAUAGUAGACCCAAUCUUUAAACCAUAGAGGGUUUUUGGGAUUCUGAUAUUUUUUUUUUUUUUUUUUAACUGUAAUUGAAGUUGCCUUGCUCUAAUUGAACCAAAAGUUCAAAUUGUUUUUCUUCUACUUCAUUUUUUAGAAGUUGUGUGAUGAGUUUAAUAUUAUUCUUUCAUUCUUUUCUUUUAAUCGGGGGUAUAAAGCUGAAAUGUUGUGGUAGUUCGUUUCAAGAAGUACUUGUUUAUUGGCCUAGUUCGGUUAAGUUUCAACAAUUUGUUCUCUAAUACAUCUACCUUCAAGUCUUGGCCAGUCUUCAGGGCUAUGAAUAGUCUGAAACAACUUCUCUGCUUCCACC
Messenger RNA from Eruca vesicaria subsp. sativa (arugula), 1837 nucleotides. The record is from the annotation of a GenBank genome assembly. NCBI's taxonomy places the organism in Eukaryota, Viridiplantae, Streptophyta, Magnoliopsida, Brassicales, Brassicaceae.